Molecule: messenger RNA, 2892 nt
Organism: Bombyx mandarina (wild silkworm)
Lineage: Eukaryota; Metazoa; Arthropoda; Insecta; Lepidoptera; Bombycidae
Source: RefSeq, a predicted model, not a curated record
CCCACAGCACCCAAUCUGCGUGCUGUGGGUCUCGUCUGCGGAGGAGAUGCUGGACUCCUACCGGGCGCGUCCGUAGGUGGCGGAUAACGGGAUCCUCUGGGCGACAUUCCCAGAGGUAUCGUCCGAUCUUUUUCGUUGCAAGGAUUCUUAGGUUUUAGGUCCUAGGUAUAGGGUUAGGUUUAGAUGUAGGUUAAGGUCCUAGGUUUAGGAUUAGGUUAAGGCUUAAGUUAGGAUAGUUUAGUUAGGCUUUGCAACGAAAGAGAUCGGAUGACGUGGACCAAACCAGCACUAGGAGGAGCGGAAGGACUGCGCCCUCCACACUCUUCAUUAAGUGAAGAGUGCUCCUUCUGGAGGGCGCACCUUUCGAAGGCACCGGUUCGUCGGUCUGCCGUGAGCGGUGGCACUCUGUGCCCGUUGUCGUGGAAGUGAGCCAGCAUUGCAUCUUCUGCUGGCCGCUGGUUGCCAUGUCCCCGGCUUCGGCUACAGGGGAACGCCCCCCAGAUAUGGGGGGUACCGGUUCGCCGGCGUGGCUUCGUGGUGCUCGCGAUGUGUCGCUUCGUCGAGCGCUGGGCGGUGGCCUGUCGUGUUGCUUUGUGCACUCGGUGGACCACCGGCCAAGCCCGUAAUCCUUUCAGUCAUGUUUUGGGGACCGGGGGUCCUUGCCUUAAUUGGCCGGGACCACGAGGAGACCACCUCUAUAAUAAAUCUCUAAUCCCAAGCGGCAGCGCACCGCGAGGGGAUGAGUGGCUGCAGGGAGUGCAGUCGAUAGUGCGACUUCCGUCGGAGUACCGGUCGACCCUCCGACGGGUUAUGCUAGACUUACCCGUGUACAGGGGUCUCUGCGCGGGUGGACUCUAUAUUUCCCCCAUACUCGUGGGAUAAAUUAUGUAUUGUUCUCCUAACCCAAAAAAAACUGAUGAAAGUGUGGGCGGCAACACGGGUCGCGAAAUAUCUACGGCACCGUUUAAGGUGCCAACCGUGGCAGCGAAAGCUGUAAGAUGCGAGAGCGCACUCUCGAUGCGGUCGGGAAGUGCUGCUUCCGUGAGGAGUAGCGCCUCGAGUGACCGAGGGUCGCUCUCGGUAGAUGAAAUGAAUAGUACGAUUGUAGGAGGAAGAGCACUCCGCAAACGUAAAACGGCUCCGCGAGCGGCGGCUUCCCGCCCUUCUGACUCCUCGGAGGGGGAACCCGCACCGCCCGCGAAAUUCCUCGCCUUAGAGGAAACCACGGCACCAGUCGGUGGUCGCCAGGUGGCAACGGACUCUGCCAGUGCAGAGGUCGAGCGACUCGUCCGCUCCCUCACCGAGGUGGGGUUCGAAGACUCCACAAAACUAUUUAGGGUCGCCUCGGAUAUUGUAUCCAGUGUAGCAGCCAAAUCGGGCAGGGGUUUUAAGGGCAUAUACCUGCAUGCUCUUAAGUGCUUGGCUGCCACCAUUGAAGACUACCUAAACAUAGUUACUCACAAGACGAGCGGCGAGAACGAGGAAUGCGUGCGACUGCAGAGAGACCAGCUCAAGGCGCAAAACGCCGAGCUGCAAAAUAAUAACCUUGAGCUACGGGCGGAGAUCGCGACCCUACACAUGCGGGUGGACGAACUCAUGGCGGAGAUACGUAGCCCGGCUCCACCCGAUGUCGAGGAGGUAGCUGAGCUAAAGCGGCGGAUCGCCAUUUUAGAGGCGCGCAGUUCACCAGUGGAGCGUGCAAGACCACUGCUCGCACACGAGCGGAGAGCUGGCACCCAGGUCAAGCCCCAGUCUGCCAAACAGAGUAAGCAGCCUGGCAAGCACGAUCAAACCCAGCCGACCACCCUGGCCAAGCUUCAUGUAGCUAAGCAAGCCAAGGCUCAGCAGCCGGUCCCUACCAAUCCACAGCCUGCCGUAGCGCGUACUGGAAGGGACCGAACGAAGAAGAAAGGCGUGAAUGCUGCCAAAGUGAUGCAGUACCCUCAGCCCUGCCCGCUGCCUCCGGUCCCAUCCAGCAUGGACGUAGCGUGGACGACAGUGGUUAAGCGGGGACAAAGAAAGACGAAGGAAGGACAAAGAAGCCCUCGGUAUGUCCAGGCAGUUGCCGCUCCCCGCGUAGAGGGUCCAGCGGUGAAGAUACGGAAGAACCGUCGAGGAGGAAGAUCCGGCAAGACACGCGCUCCGCGGUCGGCUGCAGUUGUUUUAGAAUUGCUGCCGGCCGCUAAAGACAAGGGUAUCACUUACGAAGAGGUGAUGGCCCGGGCGCGUGGUGGCGUGGAUAUUGACGCCAUCGGAGUGGAAGGCGGACUGAAGGUUCGACACACGGCUAACGGCGCUCGUUUGCUCGAAUGUCCCGGUGCUGACUCAGGAGCGGUUGCGGACCGACUUAUGGCCCGGCUCCGCGAGAUCUUGCCUGAUCCGGAGGUGGUGAGGAUCGACAGGCCUGUCAGAAUGGCGGAGAUCAAGGUGACGGGCCUGGACGAGUGCGCCACGAAAGAGGAGGUGGCUGCCGCUAUCGCAUUGCAGGGGAACUGUGCUCUUGCAAACGUCAAGGUGGGGGAGCUUCGGAGUACAUAUUCCGGAACUCGCUCUGUAUGGGCGCGGUGCCCCGUACAGACAGCCACCCUACUGGCUACGCCUGCACAGGGAAAGCCCGCUGACACGCCCGGUAGGCUACGCGUGGGGUGGGUCAUUGCCCACGUGCAGUUGCAGGAAGCUCGACCAUGGCGAUGCCUUCGAUGUUUCGGCACCGGGCACGGCCUCGCCAAGUGCUCGUCAGCUGUUGACCGCAGCGGACUAUGUUUCCGGUGCGGCCAAUCUGGGCACAAGGCCGCUUCCUGCACUGCCGCCAUGCCACACUGUGUAUUGUGCGACGCGGAGAAGCGGCGGGCCAACCACCGGCUGGCGAGUCAGUUCCCGCCGCGGUCCUAG